Molecule: messenger RNA, 1659 nt
Organism: Podarcis raffonei (Aeolian wall lizard)
Lineage: Eukaryota; Metazoa; Chordata; Lepidosauria; Squamata; Lacertidae
Gene: TMEM35A
Product: transmembrane protein 35A
Exons: 3
Coding region: 207-713 (168 amino acids)
Biological process (GO): chaperone-mediated protein complex assembly; positive regulation of protein localization to cell surface
Cellular component (GO): endoplasmic reticulum
Molecular function (GO): acetylcholine receptor regulator activity
Source: RefSeq, a predicted model, not a curated record
UCAUCUGGAGCCCUGCCUAGAUAAAUCCAGAACUGUAUUGCCAAUCACAUUUGGGGCAAGGAGACAGGCUGAAAGUGAAUGAUGUCAGAUUGAAAGGCAUUGGUGCCCUUUUGGUUGGCUACAGCCUUCCUCUCCUGAUCUCCUUCAAUGGUGACUGACCAUCUCUUACACAGCCAGGGAGCCAAACCACGGUAGGACCAGACCCGAUGGCCUCUCCCAGGACUAUAACAAUUGUAGCCCUCUCGGUAGCCUUGGGGCUCUUCUUCGUCUUUAUGGGGACCAUCAAACUGACCCCCAGGCUCAGCAGAGAUGCCUACAAUGAGAUGAAACGAGCCUACAAGAGCUAUAUCCGUGCAUUGCCCAUGCUUAAGAAGAUGGGGGUCAGCUCCAUCAUUCUCCGCAAGAGCAUUGGAGCCUUAGAGGUGGCCUGCGGUAUUGUCAUGACACUCGUCCCUGGACGCCCCAAGGACGUGGCUAACUUUCUGCUGCUGCUGCUUGUUCUGGCUGUGCUUUUCUUCCACCAGCUGGUGGGUGACCCACUCAAGCGCUAUGCCCAUGCCCUGGUCUUUGGGAUCCUGCUUACCUGCCGCUUGCUGAUCGCCCGUCAGCCUGAGGAGCAGUUGCCAGAGAAGAAGACCCUUUCGGUGAAUGGAGAGGAGCAGCCACCUCUUGCGGAGGCAGCCCCGGAAAAGGGAAAAAUCAAGGUGUCCUAGUGGGAAGCCUAUGAGGGACACAUGGGGACCCUCCAAGCAGCUCUCUCCAAAACCUGAAAAGAUUUGCAUUUCUUUUUCUUUUUGUGGUUUUUGUAAAGGGUUACCUUUUGGAGCAUGGGGAAAACCUUAAUCUGCCGGCUCCACAACAGCUUGGCUUGUGCACUCCAAACCUCUAGAGCUGCUCUCUCCUGUGUCCCACACACAUGUAGACAUGACUUAAUUUAAUGGUUCUAGAGGGGAAUAAAUGUACCAUGUGGUGUGUGCGUGCGUGUAUGUGAGUGAGUGAGAGAGACUGAACUGCUUAACUUGAACUGCCUCUGCAUCCGUCUGUAUUCUUCAGAGGCAAAAGGCAUGGGAAGUUCCAACCCUAUGCUUGCUCACCUUCCCAGUACUUUGCCCGUUUGCCUAGCAUCUAGCACUGGAGUGACAAACUUUUUUUUUUCCUGCUUCAAAUGAGCCAAGUGGUGCAUCCCACCCACCUAUCUCAGCAGAGAAUGCUGUAUACCCAAGAAUAAACCCAGCAGUCAUUCCCCAAACCCUUUCUACUCCCAAUUCUCACUGUCUGCUGCUGUCAAAAGAUCAGGGACUGCUCACUGUCUGCCUACACAUAAAACUGCUUUUUCAGCCAUCCAUUCACUCUAAAUAAGUGACAGGUUACUGUGGGUGGUUGAGGGCUUGAUGCUAAGAACAGGAUUCAUUUUCCACCCAACAUGGGAAUCUACUGAUGAGCCAAGACAUAGUCAGGUCCCUGUUAAGAAGCUGCUUCAAUUGUUUUAGUGUUGAGCUUGGAGGGCAAAUAAACAGAAAGGUUAAACUGUCCUGGGAAAUACGGUUUUUAAAUGGUAUGUUGCCUUUUUUGGUAUUGUCUGGUUUGCAUUCUCCACCUCCUCCUCCCUUUCUUUGCCCUCCCCAUUAAUUUAUAAAAAUAAACUUUUUGAAAUUUGAA